Molecule: messenger RNA, 315 nt
Organism: Protopolystoma xenopodis
Lineage: Eukaryota; Metazoa; Platyhelminthes; Monogenea; Polystomatidea; Polystomatidae
Source: the annotation of a GenBank genome assembly
CUGACACACGACAUCCUUAAUUAUCUUUCUGCUUCACCUGAACACGGCUGGCUUGUCCAAUUACUGGAAGCCUUUAACCGCGGCAACCUGUCUCGCAUCGAAGAGCUGCAGAAGUCGCCAGGCUGGUUGAAACAACCGGAUUUAGUGGCAGCUGCUUCUGCGGUACCUUCACUUCUGCGUGAAAAAGCUACUCUUUUAGGACUUGUUGAGGCCAUCUUCCAGAGACCAGCUAAUGAUCGAACUAUUUCGUUCGAUGAUAUAGCAGCUGCUACUGGUCAAGGAGUCGAUAAACGCAAAUGUCAAGCGACGAAUUAA